Melampsora larici-populina 98AG31 is the source of this 951-nucleotide messenger RNA. RefSeq lists its product as uncharacterized. NCBI's taxonomy places the organism in Eukaryota, Fungi, Basidiomycota, Pucciniomycetes, Pucciniales, Melampsoraceae. The transcript is spliced from 5 exons. Gene Ontology annotation, biological process: defense response; superoxide anion generation. Gene Ontology annotation, molecular function: superoxide-generating NAD(P)H oxidase activity. Bases 1 to 951 code for a protein of 316 amino acids. Gene Ontology annotation, cellular component: plasma membrane; NADPH oxidase complex. The record is from RefSeq and is a predicted model, not a curated record.
AUGUUAAUGGUAGAAAAGACUCAAGUACGAAAUGAGACUGCCUUUAUGAUCAUGUAUACUCAACCUGGUCCAUUUACCGGUCAUGUCAUGCUAAUCAUGAUGGCAUUGAUGUAUACUACUGCUCAAGCUAAAAUCAAAAACCAAUGUUUUGAAGCCUUUUGGUAUACUCAUCAUCUCGCAUUCUUUUGGGCAAUUGGAUUAUAUACUCAUGCGACUGGAUGUUUUGUGCGAGGUGCCUUACCAGGUGAAAAAGUAGAAUGUUUAGGUUACAAUACGUAUAGAUUCACCUUAAUUUCAGGUAGUUUAUAUUUUGGUGAAAGAGUUUAUAGAGAAAUCAGAUCAAGAUAUCAAAACACGAAGAUCCAAUCAGUUUUAAUCCAUCCGAGUGGUACGAUUGAAUUGCGGAUGAUAAAGUCGGGUUUUAAGUAUCUACCGGGUCAAUGGGUCUUUUUACAAAUUCCUGAAUUGUCUAGGUUUCAAUGGCAUCCAUUUACGAUUUCAUCUGCACCUGAUGAUCCAUUUGUGUCAGUUCAUAUUAGACAAGUUGGUGAUUUUACUAAUGCGUUGGGUGAAAGAUUAGGUGCUACACUUGAAUUAGUUAAUCAAUUGAAUUUAGAUGUCAAGAAUGGGAUUGCUGGUCAAGAUGCUAGAUAUGAAGAUUUUAUUGAUCUUACUCAUAGUCUUCGAAGUGAGAUACCGUUGAUUAGGAUUGAUGGACCUUAUGGUGCUCCGGCUGAAGAUGUAUUCAAAUCUGAUAUGGCUGUUUUGAUUGGUACGGGGAUUGGAGUGACACCCUUUAGUAGUAUUUUGAAAAACAUUUACUUUGUGGACUCUGCGGUGGAUUCGAAUUUCAGUUAUAUGCAACAAAAAGGUAAACUUGGUGUACUUCGAAAAGUGCAUUUUAUUUGGAUCAACAAAUGUGAUCAAUCGGAAUCACGAAUGGAUUGUUAA